UACUUCGAACUUCUCAGGUGUUGCAUUUAAUCUCCGCUACAAGCCGAGUAGAAUUAGGAAUAGGAGAUCUAGUUCAUUUGAGAUACUUAGCACUUACGUUACCGGAAGGAAAACUUUGUAACCUUGUUCCGAAUUAUUUUCACUACCUCUCGAACCUAGAAACCUUUAACCUCCAAGGUUUUAACGGGGACAAGAUUUCAUUGCCUCGCGAUAUAGUUAAGAUGGUUAAGUUGAGGCAUCUAUAUACUAAAAGGGCGUUAUUCAAAUAUCAUCAUGUUUCUUAUGAUGAAGACAAGGAGAAUAUGUUGGAUAGCUUACAGACCUUGCACCAAAUGUGUAUUUGUGAGCAUUGCCUACGUUUCUUGGAAAGGACUCCCAAUCUUAGGAAGCUAGGACUUAGAGGAGAUCUGGGUUUGCAAGGGGGUGAUCUUUUGAUGCUCCCCGACCUAGAGUUCUUAAAAUGUCUUGAGAUACUCAAUGUUGAUCCAUGGUUCAACAACAAGCGCGUGACACGCACUGGGCUGAAGCUUCCUCCGACUCUUACGCGGCUAACUUUGAGAUUUACGCUCUUGAAGUGGGAGGAGCUGUCAAUAAUCCUCCAAAUCCUGCCGAGCCUUAAGGUUCUCAAAUUACUUGUAAACGCCUGUAGUGGACCAGUUUGGAACACAUGUGAACUUGAGGAGGGGUUCUCUCAACUCAAGUACUUGAGGCUUGAAAAUUUGGAUAUCGAGGAGUGGAGUGCUUCCGCCGAUCAAUUUCCGGCACUUGAGGUCUUAGUGAUUCAACUUUGCGAAAAACUGAAGGGGAUCCCGAUUGAUUUUGCUUAUCUGAACGAACUUAGCAAAAUUAAGGUAGAGUGGUCCAGUCUCUCUGCAGAGGAAUCGGCCAGGGAGAUUCAGGAAGAGCAAAAAAAUACAAAGGGAGAUGAUAAUUGCCUAAAUCUCGUUUUCAGAUAUAAUCAGCCAAAACGGGGGUGCUCGAGAGCAGUGGGGUGUGAUUGAGUGCUAUGAUAAUCCCUCAAAUGGACUCAAUUCUUUUCCAAACCAGAUGGGUUACGCUAUCUCAACAACAUAGAAACCAACCGUUAUAAGUCCAACAGAGAGAGAAUAGGCAGCCGCAGUUGCAAGCUUUCUGCAAUAAACGUUUGUAACUUAUCAGUAUGACUGUUUAAUUAUUUGUCUGUACUUUAGAAAGGCGUUUUUCUUAAUUUGUACUAUGUAUUUGGUUGAAGGCUUGAUUAUUGAGCAAGUCCAGUUUAUAGUUGACAAGACUGUAGUAAAAUAAUUGGUGAUGAUUUUUUUUGGUGGUUUUAU
Rhododendron vialii is the source of this 1313-nucleotide messenger RNA. RefSeq names its product putative late blight resistance protein homolog R1B-13. Lineage: Eukaryota; Viridiplantae; Streptophyta; Magnoliopsida; Ericales; Ericaceae. Gene Ontology annotation, biological process: protein folding. The record is from RefSeq and is a predicted model, not a curated record. The transcript has 2 exons. Gene Ontology annotation, molecular function: alpha-tubulin binding. Bases 222 to 1001 code for a protein of 259 amino acids.